Molecule: messenger RNA, 1065 nt
Organism: Lucilia cuprina (Australian sheep blowfly)
Lineage: Eukaryota; Metazoa; Arthropoda; Insecta; Diptera; Calliphoridae
Product: putative glutathione-specific gamma-glutamylcyclotransferase 2
Exons: 1
Coding region: 75-1019 (314 amino acids)
Biological process (GO): glutathione catabolic process
Cellular component (GO): cytoplasm
Molecular function (GO): gamma-glutamylcyclotransferase activity; glutathione specific gamma-glutamylcyclotransferase activity
Source: RefSeq, a predicted model, not a curated record
AUUUACGUGGUUUCACAACAUUUUUAUUCUCAUUUAACUUUUAUUUUGGCAAAAUAAACAAAAUUAAUUAAACAAUGUCUUACGAAUCAGAAAUUAAUGAUAUUUAUAAUGAAAAAUUCAAAAAAUUGGUAGAAAUAACAGACUCCCAAAAGGUGGACAUAACAAAGGACCAUAAAGAAAUUGAUGCUUUAAGUCAUCCCCCAAAUAAUCCAGACGACAUUUGGAUAUUUGGUUAUGGAUCUUUAAUAUGGAAAGUUGAUUUUCCUUGCAUUGAUUGGCAACGUGGUUAUAUUUGUGGCUACUUAAGACGCUUUUACCAACAUAGUAUUGAUCACAGGGGUGUUAAAGUAAAACCUGGACGUGUUGUUACCCUAAUACCAGCAAAACCCGAAGAUCGUGUUUAUGGUGUGGCAUAUCGUGUGGCAGCCAAAGAUAAGGAUGUUGUUAUAAAACAUUUGGAUUUUCGUGAGAAAAAUGGUUACCAACGUUGUACGGUACCAUUCCAUGUGUUUCCUGAGGAUCCCAACAAAAGCUGUAUAGACAUUGUUAUUUAUAUAGCAACACCCGAAAAUGAGUCCUGGGCUGGCAGUGAUGAUGAUAGUAAAAUUGACAAAAUUGCGGAACAAAUUUUUACUUCCGCCGGACCAAGUGGCAGAAAUCGUGAUUAUUUAUUCAAUUUGGCUUUAGCGAUGAAUAGUCUAUUUCCUGGAGUUCAUGAUCAACACCUUGUGGAAUUAGAGGCAGCAGUAAAAGCUAGAAUAGAAAGUGAUGAAGUGAGACUCUUAGAAAAGGCUUUAAAAACUGAACUUGCCUAUUGUAAGCAGCAUGUAGUGCAGGAGACAUCAAAGGAAGCAAAUGACUGUGAUAUAAAAAAUAACUCAAACUUUUGUCAAGCAAAAGUGGAUCAUUUGGUUAGGUUUUGUAUGAAAAUUGGGUGGCGUGAAUAUUUUCUAACCAAAGAACUGUAUGGUAUACAUUCCUUAAAUUUAUGGGGCGAUGAGGAUCGCAGACAAUCGUAAUUUUAAUUAUAAAGAAAUAAAUUGGUGAAAGUAAUUUAAACUCGAA